Molecule: messenger RNA, 390 nt
Organism: Oncorhynchus gorbuscha (pink salmon)
Lineage: Eukaryota; Metazoa; Chordata; Actinopteri; Salmoniformes; Salmonidae
Exons: 4
Source: RefSeq, a predicted model, not a curated record
CGCUGGCUCACGCUCCCUCUCUCUCACACAGUCACUCAUAAAGGAGCCAAAGGAAAGCAAGAGAUGCAGAGACAGGAAAGCAUGUCUUCUGACUCCCUGUCAGACAUGUGGGGUCCCCCAGCUCACUGGAUGUCAAGUGGUCACCCUUAUGAUGAGAGGACUGUGUGGAACCCCAAGUUCUGUGUGGUCACCGACAGUCAGAUGCUGCUCCUGGACAAGGAGGAGAUCCAUCCUUUGUUGUUGCAGGAGAGGAGGUCAGAGUUGUGUCAGGUUCGGCUACUACGACGCACCAUUAGCGUCCCCGUGGAAACCAACUUCCACAGCCCAGAAUUCCACAGCCAGCUGUCCACUGAGAGUCAUUCAGAGAGAGAUAGCGGGAGAGCUGGCCAA